AUGAAAUUCAUCGUACUCUUUGUGCUUUGCUUCGUGGCUCUGGCUACUGCAGCUCCCCAAUUCUUCACCUGGCCUGGAUUUGUGGCCCCGUAUGCCCCUUAUGCCUCUAGAACUGUCGUCGCCGGCCCAACUGUCGUAAAUGGCUUUGGUUGGGGCGAUCGUUUCAUCGCUCCCGGAGUAGUUGGCGCUGCGGUCGUCUAA
This is a messenger RNA of Parnassius mnemosyne (clouded apollo), 201 nucleotides long. NCBI's taxonomy places the organism in Eukaryota, Metazoa, Arthropoda, Insecta, Lepidoptera, Papilionidae. The record is from the annotation of a GenBank genome assembly.